UCCAGGGAAGCCUUGCUUGGCACAAAUAAGCCUGUGUGCCCCUCAAUAUCUUAGAAAGACAAAAAAAAUUAAAGCUCUAUCAAGUCUUCACUUUCUUCUUCAUCUCUGGUUCUUUCUUAUGCAUUUACUUCCUUUUGAUCAACUCCCUUCCUCUGCCUGAUUUACAUCUCCAAUAAUUCUCACAUCUCCAAGUUGUUCUUGUGUUUCUAAGAGCCUCUUUGUCUUUGCAUUUUGAAGAAUCAUUUUUUAUCAUUUUCCUCUGUGUUCAUACACAAAGAUACAUCUCCAUUUUAUAGAUUUGAUUGAUCUUCCUUCUCAUUUGCUCUGUUUUAUCCUUUUUCCACUUUUCAUCCUCUCAUGGAUUUCGUUGGGUCAUUUGUAAAUCUUAUCGACUCAAAUCUGAUUGCUCCCUUUGUUCAACAGAUAAAGCACUUUACAAGAUCCUCCGACAAUGUCAACGAAAUGGGACUUGUAGUUGGCGAUCUGAAGGCAACGAAGAAUGAUAAAGAGCACAGGUUGAAUGCAGCAAAAAAUGCUGGACAAGUCGAAACUGAAGUAGCAAGCAAUUGGUUCAAGGCGGUCCGUGAAAUCGAAAUGAAAGCUGAUGACAUAGAAAAGGAGUAUCAUCAAAGGAAGUGUGCAGGGGGUUGGUGUGUGAACUGCUGGUCACUCUACAGAUUAAGCAAGAGGUCCGUAAAUCUCAAGCAACAGGCUGAUCGUUAUAAGCUCAACGAAAAUUUUGAUGUGGCAAGGCCAGCUUCUCCAAAGUCUGUGAAAGAGAUUCCAACCGAGCCAAUAAUGGAGAACCAGCCAUCAACUGAACGCAUGCUGAAGCAGAUGCUUGAUUGCAUAUGUGAUCCAGAUCCACGUUUGGGCAUCAUUGGUUUAUAUGGUAUGGGGGGAGUGGGAAAAUCCACUCUGGCUGGAAAAGUAAACAAUCACUUCAAAGAUAGUUCUUGUUUCGAGGCUGUGAUAAUGGUUACGGUGUCCGCCACUCCCAACAUACAAACUAUCCAUACCAGUAUCGGUAAACGCCUUGGAUUAGAUUUAUCAAAGGAUAGUGAGGAUGAUGCAAGAGAAAAGUUAUUUGAUGCACUAGGCAAAAGGAAAUUUCUUCUAAUUUUGGAUGAUGUGUGGAGCAAAUUGGAGCUCAAGGUUGCUGGAAUCCCUCACCCUCGAAAUUCGAAAGGGAGCAAAAUUCUUGUGAUUAGUCGAAAUCAAGAUACUUGCAGUGUUAUGGGUGCUAAGGAAACAAUAAGAGUGCAGCCACUAUCAGAAGCCGAGUCAUGGAACCUAUUCGUUGACAAAGCUGGUGAACAUGUUGCUUCUGGUGAUAUAAAGCGCUUUGCCCGAAAAAUCGUUGAAAGGUGUAAGGGUCUUCCUCUUGCAGUUGUCAUUGUUGCUCAGGCAAUGGUAAAUCGACAUGGAGUCGGGUCAUGGGAAGAUGCCUUAAGGGAAAUGGAGCGGUCAGCGGCAGAGCUCCAAGGUAUGAAAGAAGAAGUAUUUGUUCCUUUAAAAUUCAGUUUUGAUAGAUUGGAAAAUGAUAUGCUUCGGAGUUUGUUUCUUUAUUGUGCCUGUUUCCCUGAAGACUAUAACAUAGACAUAGCGGGAGAUGAUAUGUUAAAUUAUUGUGUUGGAGAGGGAUUAUUAGAUAAAUUAGGGAGCUUGAAAGCUGCAAGGAACAAAGGUGAGUAUCUGAUUGAGAGCCUGAAAAUUGGUUGCAUGUUGGAAGAUGGAGAGUAUGAAGGUAGUGUGAAAAUGCAUGAUAUGAUGCGAGAGCUAGCAAUUUGGAUUACUUCUUCUUCUUCUUUGGAGUCCGGUAGUAGCCCCAAGUUCUUGAUAAAGACAGGAAAAUCUUUUAAAGAGGCACCACAGUCUCAUGAAUGGGUAGAUGCAACAAGGAUUUCUCUAAUAGAUACCCAAAUAGAGGAGCUGCCGGAGUUGGGAGAGAGGUGCCCAAAACUAACUACUUAUCUAUUCAGGCAGAAUGACAUCCUCACUAUUUUUCCCCAAACAAAUUUCUUGGAGCACAUGGAUCAUCUUAGCGUACUUGAUCUUUCUUACUAAUGGAAAUUGGAAUCUCUCCCAGAUUAUUUGUCAUGUUUGUUGAAUCUUCGAGUGCUUCGUUUUUCGGUGUGUGAUAUGUUGAGAGCAUUGCCUGCACUGGGAAUGCUUCGGCGGCUCCAAGUUUUAGAUUUGGGGUUCUGCCGAAGCUUGGACCAGCAAAUCAUCCUCCCCGAAGGAUCUGAAUGUGUUGGAGGUGUAAGUAAUUUAAGAUACUUAAAUGUGGAAAGGAGCAAGGUUACUAUUCCAGUGGGGGUAAUUUGUCGUUUGCAUAAAUUGGAGGAAUUGAACUUGAUGGGAGCGGAUAAUAUAAAAUGGAGGGUGAGUACUAGUAGUGCCUCUGAAGAUGAUGAAAACAAGUACAGGGAUGAGGACGAACACUAUCCCAUGAUCAGUACCAAUAUUGAUGUGGGGGAGUUGUCUCACUUGACCUGUUUAACAUCUCUUUCCAUUUCCUUCAAAGGUGUCAUUAUUUCUGCAGAUUGGUUCAAACCACCUUUGGCCAACAAGUUUGUGGAUUUGAAGCUGAAAAGUUGCACGGUUUUAGAACAAGACAACGCUCUACAGGCUCUCAAUGAAUCCCAAAAUCUGAAGUUUCUAUGUAUUGAGAAUUGCCCGGGUGUGACAUAUGUGCCCACUGUUGUUGAUGGUGAAGUUAUAAUACGGAAUUGUAAAGACUUUGAGACGGUGGUGUUUGAUGAUGGAGCGGCGGUGGUCUACCACAACCAAUAUUCUUUUGAGGCCUUAACCCUAAGGAUAUUGCCAAAAUUGGAAAGCAUCUGUGUUGGCGUCGCACCAUUAAAUUGCUUUAAUCGACUAUCCCGUAUGACGAUAUUCAGAUGCGAUAGAUUGAAGAUGAUCUUCACCAACGGAAUGCCACGCCUGUUCAACAACUUGAGAAUUAUUGAUGUACUGGAUUGUGAGAGAAUGGAAGUAAUAAUUGAAGAAGAAGAAGAAGAAGAAGAAGAAGAAGAGGAAGAAAUUGGAGUCAUCUCGCCGUUCCCAAGACUAGAACAUAUAAUCCUACAAAACCUACCAGCACUACAUGACUUGUGCAGCAACCACAUCUUGCAUUGCCCCUUUUUAAAAACUGUGCGGGUGAAAAACUGUCCGAGGUUAAAGAAGGAUCCUCUUCACAUGCGAAACGCGGACGGGUUACUUGUCAUAGAGGAGGAGACACAGCGGUGGGAAGGUAAGGUCAUGGAAGAGGAAAUUCAAGAGACUAGAAGAGAGUAAUUGUCUUCUCUCUCUGUGACAUGUACGUUAUGUGAGAGAAACAUAACGAAUCCUUCUGGCCGGGGAAUUCUUAUUGGCAUGAAGGAGGCAAGGGACAAUGGAUAGAGAAUCGGGGAGAUUUGGAGCGACUAAGAAGAUCUUGGAGAACUAAUUUCUGAUUACAAUACCAGUUCAAGGCCUUGGAGUGUAAUUCCCCUUUUUUUGGAUGUGUAUAAAUUUUUGUCUAGCAUUAUUUUUUGUUUCAGACCCACUAACGAAGUGGUACUAGUAAUGCAUAGGAUGGCACAUAUGAUAAUAGCAAAAUGAUCUCAGUUUUACAACUUCAGAUCAUACAAUGAUGUAACUCGCUUUCUCUCUACUUAAUGAAGGUUUUUUCCUUCUUAUCGAAGAAAAAAAAUAAUAAUAAUUAUUGGUAA
Messenger RNA from Macadamia integrifolia, 3716 nucleotides. Its product is annotated as disease resistance protein RPS5-like. Gene Ontology annotation, molecular function: ADP binding. The record is from RefSeq and is a predicted model, not a curated record. The transcript is spliced from 2 exons. The coding region runs from base 358 to 2067 and encodes 569 amino acids. NCBI's taxonomy places the organism in Eukaryota, Viridiplantae, Streptophyta, Magnoliopsida, Proteales, Proteaceae.